UUUUCUUCUUAACAAUAUAGAAGUUGCAACAUUAAGAAAUGCAAAAUUCUUCAAAAUAAAAUCCUCAAAAAAGAGUUUUUGCAGGCGUCAUGUUCAGAUCGAAUGAGUUCGUUCUCACUAGACGUGUCGUCUGCAAACUACCUUUUUUGUUUACGUUCUUUCCUUCAGUUUCUCACGUUCUUCUCUGUGUGUGCGUGUGAAUGUACUUUAGCCACAGGCUAGGUGGUUCUUUGCUCUAACUAACCACGCAUGUACAGACAAGCACGACACCACUGAGACACCAGCAGGCAGCCAAAAAGAGAGAGCGGAUCGACGAUCGCGCCCCGCUCGACCAGCGGCCGCUCUGAGAAUUACGCCCAGUGGUUCUUUAGCUGCAAAGUAGAGUCAGUUGAGGCGCAGACUACAGCCAGGAGCUUUGUGCUACGGGACAUAUCAGUCAAAGCAAUACAACUACGCGCAGUGUGCGUUAUAGGUAGCGAACAGCCAUAUAAAUUUGUGUAUGGGCGUUCAGUACUAAGUGCGAAUCUGCAAUCGACCUUGCCGCUUCUGGUAUCCUCUAUGGACCCCAUAAUUCUAGUGGCAAAUCCUAGUUAAAUCAUGGAACCAGUAGUUUUUGAACCGUUGUGGUCGUGACGUGUUUGUGGCAUAGGUCGACGAGCAAAACGGUCAGAUCAAUAGCACUAAAUCCUCGUACAGCAACGCUGGCAGAGCGUUCCCAUAGAACAACACUGCCAUUGGACACCACUGCAAGAGCUAUCGCAGGGUCGUCUCAAGAUGGCGACCAUUUCGACAGGCUGCAACUGCUGCUAGUAAUUUGUGACGGGCAAUUGUGUGUGUAGUUGAUUGUGGAGAGCGGGUGUGCAGUCGAUUUGUCUGUCCUGUCCUCGUCGUGGUGCUGCGCCUGUUGGUUAGAAGCCGUUAGGAGAGCAGUUUCUACUGCACGACGGCCAUCAUUGGCCUUACAGGAUUGCGAACUGGGGCUGUGCGUGUGUGUGUGAGUGCGCGCGUGUAUUGGCGAGUUUUCUAUCGUUCCCUGUUUCAGCCCAGCAAUUUCGUGGGUGUAGUUAUCUGCUAGAUACAGGACAAGAAGCAGCAGUGAGGCGCGCCAAUGUUUAAAGUGCUCGUUUAGGGAUUUCGUUUGCUGAUCAGCCGCCGCGAACUCGGCAGUCAGAAGAAUCCGUCGAGUAAACGAGGUUGACGCACGAGGCUGGGCCAUACAAAACCUUUGAAGCGAUUCUGAGGGUAGGUGGUUCAUCCUCUGAAGAGACAGUAGAUUUUCUAAAAGAGUGUAAAGGCUCAGAAAGAAAAGUCUUAAAGGGAGGUGUUGAGAGUAAUGAUUAGUUUCUACCGUGACUCGAAGGAUGUCACGUAAUUACACGGUGCUUCGUAAUCGGAUAUAGUAUGUGGUCGAGUAAUAUGCGGAUGAAGUGGAAUAGGCAUUGAAACAACUACGUUGCGUAUUGGACGCUUUAGCUGGUACUGAUCUUAUAACUGUUGAAACAAAGCAAUGCACGACUAUUGUUUCUGCUCUAUGACGUUACCGGCGUGAAACCUGCGAACAAAGUACAGUUCGCGCAUGAAUUACUAAGAUCGCAUUAAUCACGGACCGCAGCACAACUGGCUUUGAACAUUAUAAAUAGAGAUAUGAAGUGGCACCACUAAAAGUUGUAGUUCGCCUGCAUUCAUACCAUCAUAUGACAAUGACCAGUAUUACAACAAGCUCACAUCUAUUGAACUGCGUUGAAAUAAGGUUAUAUCAGCGAAUCGCUGCAUCAAAUUACUAAAAAAAGCCGAGAUUGCAAAACGGACCUUGCUUGGCUUCGGAGUUUGGCUACAAAGACUAACAACGUCUCAAUCCACAAAGCUGAAAGACUUCCACGACUGAAAGAACAACUCUAGCGCAUAGUAAGCUGUAUACACUGUAGAGAAGACACACCAAAAUGGAAACUGUAGUACAAACACCGCCAUCGUACACAAGAAGCGGUACCGGCCACCGGAAUCCGAGUCAGCCUGGCCCCAGCGGGUUUUCGUCUCACCAGCGACGAGGUCAGGUGGCGUCAGCAACUUCUGCUGGAUACGGCCGUGGCCGGAAUGUAUCAUCCGAAGGUGGAGGCUGGGCUCCACGUAAACGUCGCGGGUCAUUCGGAAUGAAUUCUGGAGCCGGAGGAAACGGUCCUGGGGUCGGCUGGGGCGGGAGUAAUGGAGGUGGUGACAGUAACAACAAUACGAGCCAUAACAACAAUUCCAACAAUACCAACAAUAAUACAAAUAACAGUAAUAAUAAUAAUAGUAAUAAUAGUUCAAAUAACAGAUUUAAGAGGCGAAAACGUCAGCAUCCUGAUAUUGUAUUGCCGACAAAGUUCAUGCUCGGGGGUAGUAUUACUGAUCCUCUGAACCUGCGUAGUCUUGAAAACGAAGAGGUAAACCGGCUUGCGAAUCAGACCCCUGUAGCGUCACCUGCGCCGGCUGCAGGUGGCGGCAGUGAGCGCGUGGAAGUGAUUAUUCCGCGCGACAUUAAGGACCCGCUCAAUCUGAACGCACCUGAACCGCCUGCAAUGGAGGCUAGCUCCGAACAACGCUCCCAACAGCUAAAUACUAGUACGAGUGCAAACGAUGGCAAGCGAAACAGAGAUAACAGUACCAACAGCAAAUCUUCAAAUAGUCAGUUGCAGACGAAAAAGAAUCGCCGACGACGUAACCGAAACCAUCAUCAACAUGGAAGAUUUACGGGAAGUGGAUUAAGUUGGCGAGCAGGUGCUGGGCCUUCUGGUUCGAAUAACUGGUCCCCAACAGGCCCUGCUGGUGGUUAUGAUAUUGCGGAUAAAUACCAAAGCGCUCAUAGCGGACGAGGUCGAGGAGUUCGGAGCAACAAAAACAAUAUUAAUAGCAACGACAAUGUUGGACAAAACAAAUCAUUAGCCAAAACAACAACUGCAGAAGAUAAAACGGACAACACAAACAACAGUGGUGGUUGUAGCAGUAGCAAUAACGGAAAAAAUACCACAGCGGCGUCGACAGGGGCCAACGUUCAGAAUAAUGCCAAUGUUAGUGACAGUAGCAAUAAUAAUAAUAAUAACAAUUCUAAUAGCACCACCAAGAACAAUGUAAGCGGCGAUGGCAAAAAAUCUUCUGCUAACCAACGGUUUCGCUACGGCAAUUACAAUCGAUACUACGGUUAUCGAAACGGGACGGAAGCAGAUUCGAGACUGUCGCUGCUAAAGCGGAAGUGGUUCGAAAACAAGGUCUGCCUCGACAUUGGAUGCAAUGUUGGUCACGUAACAUUGAGCGUGGCACGGGACUACGGUCCCCGUGAGAUCAUUGGCAUGGAUAUUGAUCAGACAUUGAUUCGCAUUGCAAGAAAGAACGUUCGCCAUUACGUGCAUGAAGAAAACGUGCAGGGCAGUUGGUUUCCUGAAUCCUGCGCUAUCACUUUUGGGCCUAUUGCAAUAGCACCUGUGCGCGUUGGUGCUAGCGGCGGUGGGACGUCAUACAGAAGUACAAAUAUGCCAGAAGUUGAUGGAGGAAGUGCGAACCAUAGGCGAGGCGGAGGACCUGGAGCUUCCAACCGAGAUGGAGCUGCUUCGACAAACAGCAGUUACACAGGCCUACCCGUACCAUUCCCGUACAACAUAUUUUUCACCCGAGGUAAUUACGUUCUCGACACCGAUGAGCUACUCGAGACACAGCGGGAAGAGUUUGAUACGAUCAUGUGCCUUUCAACGAGCAAAUGGAUACAGCUAAACUUUGGCGAUGAGGGGCUAAAGCGCACGUUUAAACGAGUGUUUCGCCAGCUUCGUCCCGGCGGACGUUUUCUGUUCGAACCGCAACCGCUAUCGUCCUACCACAAGUUCUGCGCACCCGAACAUCGUGAGAACUUCCGGCAGAUGCAAUUGAAACCGGACGAAUUUCCUGAUUACUUGACACGCGAGGUUGGUUUCGCGUCAUGCAGAAUUCUCGGCGUUGGCAACCAUGGGGCAAAGAACUUCCAGCGGCCGCUCUACCUAUUACGCAAAGCCAAAACCGAGAAGACGCCGAUGCAGGGAAAUAGUGACAAUGGUCAAAGUAGAAAUACGCCAAAUAGUAGCCCAGCUGGACAAGGCAAUAAAACUAGCGAAAGAACAGAUCCAUUUAAAGACGAACGUAAUAAAGAUCCAUCAAUAUCGCGAAGUUUCGAAGCUCCCCCCAGCCAGCCUUCUCUGCCAAGGCCUUCACCAGCGCAUGAGUGUGAUACAACCACGGCAUCGAUUUAAUCAUUGUUCAUCUUCAAUUACUUUACAGAAGCGCGCAGCACUAAGUAAAUGAGCCCACCGUAACGAGGAACUAGCUGUAUCUGAGGUCACCAAGAGAGAAGUGAAUUUCACCCUCAAAGUCACAAACGAAAUGUGUCACUUGGCGGCAUCCGCACAUGCACAUAAGACUUUAUCGGUUAGAACUAUCAACGACUUUCUUUUUCGGGUGAAUAUUUGAAGAUCGUUGCGCGUGAGAAUCUCCAAACAACUAAUUUACCCUCCGUAGCAAUUGAACACUGAUGAAAUCGUAAAAUUGGACAUAAUUGUUUUGAGCAUGGCUAAGAGCAGUUUGUUGUCGCCUGGGAACGUUCAUCGGACGUUUGUUCGCCACUGCUCCUGAGAUAAAGAUGGUAGUCUGCACUCGGAGUCUACUGAACAGCAUCGUUAGAACGUGCCUCUCUUGACGAUCGUUUAUUGCCUGGGUGAGGUUGACUCCUGUUAAAUUUUUCCCAUCUCUGACAUAUCUACAGAUAUUUAGGCCACUGUUGGAUGGCAGGCGUAUUCUUCAGUGGAACCGUGAUGCCUGGAGGAGAUAUAAAUCAAGCAAAACAGAAGUUUGACGUCUGCGAAAUAACUGAUGUGACUGCAAAAAGCGUGUAUUACUAAUCCAUCGCUAUAAUCAUUGUUAAGUAAUAUUGCUUGUAGGGAUAGGGGGUAGAGGAACGUAAUGCAGAUACUUUGAUUUUCCUGUACAAAGAUCUCUAGGUAGGUGGCGAAUAGAAGUGCGAAGAAAAUUGGAUUGCCAAUUCGCCACGUCGCAAAUGGCCUAACCUCUAGUCGAAAUCUUUGGAAUUCCAUUUCAUGCACAUAUAUACAAGAUUAAGACGACGAAUAUGUAGUACCAAUGCGUAUGUUUGAGUUUCGGUACUGCGCAUUGAAAAGUUGUUGUGCUAUAUGAGUCGAACGGUAUGGCGCGUUCAACACCAACAGAUUAAAGAAUUUUUGGUCAUCUAAGAAGCUCGUAGUAUUUUUCGUAGUAGUUGAAAGAUACUGUCGGAGCAGGAAUUUGCAAGCUUUCAGUAGGAUAGAUUCACUGUUAUGCAUCGAAAUCAAUUUUCACCUGCAAAUUCUUAUUUUACGUAUUUAUUGAAUACGGCUUCAGCAAUUUUUCCGUGUUGAACAUGUUUAAUGUGACCCGGUAGAACUGUUUACCGAAUAUUUCAGUGGCUAAAACGUUGCGUUGAACUAUUAUUAAUUGUUGGUUUAUGCAAAUGGCAUGUGCGUGCUUGCUUAUCGAAACAAGGAUACGAAAGAUUAGGUAUAAUCUAACAGGUAACUGUUAUGAAAUUCUUUAAUAAUAAACGACAAUAACAAUAUGAGCAAUAACGACGACUAAUCAGAGCCUAACUCUAUAGGCACGAAGGGACCAUUGCGUUAUUUAGUUCGCACUGGUGAUCGAUUCAUUUUAGGGUUUUGUAUUCCAGUAUAUACUUAACAUCACAUUCUAUUCAAAUAUUAGCGUUUAUAGCCGUCGCCAAGAAAGUACUUGAUUGGACGUAGAUAAGUUCUACUUUAAAGGCGGCUACUGUUCCGUUCUUCAAGGUAUGAGGUUUUCGGAGUGCUUAGCCUUAACAAAACAUACAUAAAUCAAUGAAAUUGCUAUGAAUUACACGGCAUAAUAAAUCAUUAUCAUAUUGCUAGUGGGUAUUACCAAUAAAAAAUUUAUGUAAGAUAAUUGUAUAGUGGUGGUUCAAAGUGAAGGCGAAAGAGAAUAACAUGGCUUUCCUUUAAUAUACAUAGCUCUGGGAAAAUAGUAAUAAGACACAUAUUACUAAUGUUACUAUAUUAUUAUUAUUAGCUUUGUACGCUCUCAGAUGUCUGUUUGAAUGGCAAUCUGGUAACAAAUGGAACCAUUAAUGAUUAAAUCAAUGAUAAACGUUUGGCCAAGCCUUCAAGGCCUGACUAUGUCAGCAGUUAAUUUGAACCAUCUGUAUUCUAAGUUAAAAUGGAUUUGUAUGGUGCCAGCGAUGGCGCGGGUUCACGGCCCCCAAAAUACUUUGCAGGGUGGCAGAAUGCGUGAGGGUAAAAGUAUAGUAUAAAAGUGUGCUAAUGCCUCUAGCUUUCAGCAAAAGUACGAUUGGAAUAAAUCUAAUUCAUCUAGCCAUUUUAACGUUAACGAACGCGUUAGCGACUUCCUGCAUCUUAUGUUCUUUCGGAGUGUAAAUCUACACACUUGUCGAAAUAUUUGUAUGAAUUUGUAUGCAAGGUGUAUGUGUAAUAAUAAUAAUACAUUUCGUGCAUGUGGGAAUCUAGACAGAGCGUACAGAAAUAAAUAUAAAGAAACGUACCUAUUUAGCUUUGAAAUAAUCUGAUUAUAAUAUAUAUAUAUAUAUAUAUUCAGGUUGCUAUCUUUUAGAAUCUUGAGUAGCAGAUAAAUGCAUGGCUGCUUUGGCAAGGAUCUAGGCCAAACUUAUUUCAAUUUGUCGCAAAUACGUCAGGUAUAUACAUACGGUGUCCCGCCGUUCGGUCCGAAAUUGUGUUUUCAAGUGCAAACCACAGCAAGCGUGCACACCCGCCAUUUUGGCGGCAAUUUAACGAUUCGAAAACCCUAAUACGUUUCCAGCAGAGAUAGAUUUAAGGUGCAUUAGUAGUAACGUUACACGACAAAAGCUGGUCAAGUGGCCAAACAUUUGAUGGUGAUCAUAUGGUGGCAGUUGAAAAGUGACAGUUUUGUAUGCAAAUCAUGUUCUUUCUAAGGCAAUUCAAUAUGAUUAUAACUUUAAUCACAAACUUACGAAGCCAUUUCGCCGACACGGUAUUUCCCAUACAAGCUAGAAGCGCUUAGCAUGAGAGCAAAGCGAAACUCAGCUCAACCGGCUCGUGGCCUGGGCAGUGGGACAUCAUAAAUAUAUAUAUAUAUAUAUAUAUAUAGUUAAAAGAAGAUCUGCGAUUGUUACAUAUGAGAGGAAAAACGCUGGAAUAGAGGGAAGAACGUGUAAAAGAAAAAGAUGGCGAUCGUGCGAAAACGAUGAUAAUGAUACUGACCUUAUAAUAAUUUGUUUAUACUACGAGUGGAGGUUAUUUUAGACAUAAAAAUUAGUCAAUUGAAGAUGACAAAUACCGUACGGGUGAACAAAACGAAACUGAAAAAUCGAUGCCCCGGUCGACGUCGGUGAAUGAAUACGAGAGUGUAAACAGCAAAUAAACUUUUAAAAAAGU
Molecule: messenger RNA, 7448 nt
Organism: Varroa destructor (honeybee mite)
Lineage: Eukaryota; Metazoa; Arthropoda; Arachnida; Mesostigmata; Varroidae
Product: 7SK snRNA methylphosphate capping enzyme-like
Biological process (GO): snRNA modification
Molecular function (GO): O-methyltransferase activity; RNA methyltransferase activity; snRNA binding
Source: RefSeq, a predicted model, not a curated record